CCUGUAACGAUAUCGCUAAAUGAGUCAGAAUUGUUCAGAAAUUGUUCCUGGAAACUUUCUUCUGAUAUCUCAGUAUUCUCAGACACAAAAUAGAAUGAAUGAAAUGGGAAAAAACUGGGAACUCUUGAAAAAAGAAGUACGAAAUUCUUUGAGAAAAAAAUAUCUCUCCUGAUUCUAAGCGAAGAUAUUUAUUUCUAGCCAAAAAGGAUUUAUAUUUCUACUAAUAAACAACGCCACCAGUUGCAAGUCAGAAUCCAGGAGCUCGAAAGGGAAAAUCAGAUCAUAACACGAAGGCCUUAUCGAACUUUAGAAAAGGUUGUUAAAUAAUUACAGACCUUAACUUAGGUUAUACGUUUCCAAUCUGUUCACCACGGUGACAUAAAGUUCUUUGUUAAAGGACGAAGACAUUGUCGAAACCUUUCCCUCAAUCUGAUACAGACAUAAUGAUAAAGAACGGUGUAUGUUGUACUGUUUGAUAAAACAGAACCAGAAAUUGAACAGAAGAAAUCUGGAACUGGAGGAGGAACUGUGCAGAGUAAAACAACAACUUCAAGACACUUCUCAAAAGUUUCUAGACAGAACCCAGGAGCUUAAUAAGGAAAAUCAGAGUAUAACACAAGGGAAUCUGGAAUUGGAGCAAAAACUGGCCAUGGUAAAACAACAACUUCAAGACUUCAAGACUUCUCACGCUCAAGAGGAUUUGGAGGACAACUUUGAUAUGUCACACAGAGAGAAUGAUUCAGAAGAUACCAGAGAUGAUGCCGCGCGUGAAGUUGAUGAAAAGCUGAAAGACCUCAACCAACAACUCCAUAGAAAAGUGACGUCUCUUUUGCAAGUGCCAGAAGUAAAGGAAGACAAACUGAGAGUUCCUGUGACACUAGACCUUUUAAAAAGACUCAGUGUAAGUCUGCAAGAGUUAUACAGCUCUGUCCUUUCAAUGGCGGCCGAGACUUUUAAAUGCAGCGAAAAGGUGAAACGGGAAUUUUAUGAUUUUGCGUAUCACGGUAUCAGAGCGGAACACAACGAUUUGGUGCACCGAGUUGAGGAUUUGGCAACGGCACAAGAAGAAAUGACAGACGAAGAGAAAAAGGAUUUUGGUAAACUCCAAAAACUUCAGACCAACCGACAGAGAGAGGUUGAUAAACUUGAAAAUCUGUGGAAAGGUCUGUUCUCACCGGCACUGCAACCUGAAAGUCUUCCUCCAUCUUCCUAUUCUGCACCAUGUGGGGCGACUUGUUAUUCUGAAAAGGACUCGAGGCGAAAAUGUACAGACCCAAUUGCUCAACCCAAAUCCAGGGUCAGGCUAGGUGAACAGAACACCAGUCCAGUGGCAAAAACUAUGAGAAAGGAUAAAAAGUUCGGAAGGCGUUUUACAAAUAUGAAGAAGACCUUCUUCGGAAAAAAAAGAAGCGAAGAAAAUCUGUGCCGCCUUAUGUCAUACUCAGCAAUGAAUCACAGGGAUUCUUGAAUGGCUCAAGAAGGAUGAUUCAAUCGCACAUGGCAUAAGGUGACUAGUCGACGAAAAUCUAGCAAACGCACAAAGUCAAUGAAUAUCUAGCAAAAGGCACAAAGUUGACAAUAUCUAGCAAACGUACAAAGUCAACAAAGAAUUACUGCAAACGAACAAAGUCAUAUUGUAGCAGAUUGCUGGUUAGUAGUGCUUUAUUGCAAAGGGAGUAAAAAUGCCUCAAUAAAUUGGAUCUAAGCCAAACCCGAUAUGAACUUGACGAUGAUAAGGUUCCAUUGGUGAAAUUACGCAGACUUCAAAAUUGAGCAGCUAGGCUUUUAUACAACAUACCAAGAUACUCUCAUAUUACAUCUAACAGUUUUUUGCAUUGGUAACGGGUUAAAUUUGACUUUUUAAAGUUAUUUUAUUCACAUUUGAAAUAUACAUGUAUUAUAGGUAACAAUGCAAUAAUAUCAGAUCUUCUAAAGGUUUACCUUGACAACUACCAAAUGUCCUGACCCUAGAAUCGCAUCAAUGAAUAAAAUCUCGCAUUCUGAUUGGUUAA
Messenger RNA from Stylophora pistillata, 2012 nucleotides. RefSeq lists its product as uncharacterized. The record is from RefSeq and is a predicted model, not a curated record. NCBI's taxonomy places the organism in Eukaryota, Metazoa, Cnidaria, Anthozoa, Scleractinia, Pocilloporidae.